This is a messenger RNA of Lagenorhynchus albirostris (white-beaked dolphin), 4248 nucleotides long. Its product is annotated as zinc finger protein 271. Gene Ontology annotation, biological process: negative regulation of transcription by RNA polymerase II. The transcript has 5 exons. The coding region runs from base 188 to 3451 and encodes 1087 amino acids. Gene Ontology annotation, molecular function: DNA-binding transcription repressor activity, RNA polymerase II-specific; RNA polymerase II cis-regulatory region sequence-specific DNA binding. NCBI's taxonomy places the organism in Eukaryota, Metazoa, Chordata, Mammalia, Artiodactyla, Delphinidae. The record is from RefSeq and is a predicted model, not a curated record.
GGGGGGGGCGCGAGCGGAAGACCGCGAGAGCGCACUUCCGGUCUUUGUGGCUCGCAGCUGCAGGUCCGGGGCUCGUGCCCUGGCGGCUCCUGAGCUUCGCGGAAAGAAGAGAUUACUCAAAAGCAACUGAAGUAGAGGACCCAGUUGUAGUGAGCUUUUUGCUAAGCUGUUUCAGCCCAGAACGGCUAUGGAAUCCAGAGCAGUUUCAACCCCAGUACCUCAGAAUUCUCAGGAACAAGAGCUAAUACUAGUGAAAGUAGAAGAAAGCCUUUCUUGGGGUCAGAAACUUAAGCAGAAUGGGAGUACCCGAUCCUGCCAGGAAUUGUUUCGCCAGCAGUUCAGAAAGUUUUGCUACCAGGAGACACCUGGGCCCCGGGAGGCUCUGGGCCGACUCCAGGAGCUUUGCUGUCAGUGGCUGAGGCCAGAGUUGCAUACGAAGGAGCAGAUCCUGGAGCUGCUGGUGCUGGAGCAGUUCCUGAGCAUCCUGCCUGAGGAGCUGCAGAUCUGGGUUCAGCAACACAGUCCAAAAAGUGGCGAGGAAGCUGUGACUCUGUUGGAGGAUUUGGAGAGGGAAUUUGAUGAUCCAGGGCAGCAGGUCCCAGCUAGUCCACAGGGACCAGCAGUGCCAUGGACGGAUUUGACAUGUCUUGGAGCAUCCCAGGAGUUAACACACAUCGAACUCCAGCCUUUAAAGACACAGCUGAAACCCUGGGAAGCUUGCCUUUCCCCCAGAAGCGAUUGUGAGAACAAUGGAUCAGCAACAAAGAAGGACAUUUCAGGAGAGAAAUCGCAAAGACUUCCCCAGGAGCCUUCAUUUGGAGGAAUUAGUGAACAUGAAAGCAGUUCAGAGUGGCAGCAAGGAAGUGCUACAGGGGAGAAAUUAAGAAGAUCCCCUUCCCAAGGGGGCAGUUUUAGUCAAGUAAUCUUCACACACAAAUCUCUAGGAAACAAAGACCAUCCUGAGCCCCAGAGAAGGUUGAUUCUAAAUACAAACUCUAUAAUGUAUCAGAAAGUUCCUGCAGAAGAGAGACCUUACAGGUGUGAUGUAUGCGGGCACAGCUUCAAACAGCAUUCUGCUCUAACACAACAUCAGAGAAUCCAUACUGGAGAAAAGCCGUACAAAUGUAGCCAGUGUGGGAAGGCCUUUAGUUUGAGGUCCUAUCUUAUUAUUCAUCAGAGAAUUCAUAGUGGUGAGAAAGCAUAUGAAUGUAGUGAAUGUGGGAAGGCCUUCAACCAGAGCUCAGCCCUCAUUAGACAUCGGAAAAUCCAUACUGGUGAGAAAGCUUGUAAAUGUAAUGAAUGUGGCAAAGCAUUCAGUCAAAGUUCAUAUCUCAUUAUCCAUCAAAGAAUUCACACUGGUGAGAAACCCUACGAGUGUAAUGAGUGUGGGAAAACCUUUAGCCAAAGCUCAAAGCUUAUUAGACACCAGCGAAUUCAUACAGGAGAAAGACCUUAUGAAUGUAAUGAGUGUGGAAAAGCUUUCAGGCAGAGCUCAGAGCUGAUAACCCAUCAGAGAAUACAUAGUGGGGAGAAACCCUAUGAAUGUAGUGAGUGUGGAAAAGCCUUCAGUCUGAGCUCAAACCUCAUCAGACACCAGAGAAUUCACAGUGGAGAGGAACCUUAUCAGUGUAAUGAAUGCGGCAAAACCUUCAAAAGGAGCUCAGCCCUUGUUCAACAUCAGAGAAUCCACUCUGGGGAUGAGAAACCCUAUGAAUGUGAUAAGUGUGGAAAGGCCUUUAAUGUGAGCUCAGCCCUGGUUCUGCAUCAGAGAAUUCAUACUGGGGAGAAACCCUAUCCUUGUAAUUGGUGUAUUAAAAGUUUCCGUCGGAGCUCAGACCUUAUUAAACAUCAAAGAGUCCACACUGGUGAAAAACCUUACAAAUGUGACGAAUGUGGGAAAGCCUUCAGUCAGAGCUCUGAUCUUAUUAUACAUCAGAGAAUACAUACAGGAGAAAAACCCUAUCAGUGCAGUCAUUGUAGUAAAAGUUUUAGCCAGCGCUCAGACCUGGUUAAACAUCAAAGAAUACAUACUGGAGAGAAGCCUUAUACAUGUAACCAGUGUAACAAACAUUUUAGUCAGAGUUCUGAUGUUAUAAAACAUCAAAGAAUCCAUACUGGUGAGAAACCAUAUAAAUGUGAUGUGUGUGGAAAAGCCUUCAGUCAGAGCUCAGAUCUUAUUCUACAUCAGAGAAUCCACACUGGAGAGAAACCAUAUCCAUGUAAUCAGUGUAGCAAAAGUUUCAGUCAGAACUCAGACCUUAUUAAACAUCGAAGGAUCCACACUGGAGAGAAACCCUAUAAAUGUAAUGAAUGUGGGAAAGCUUUUAAUCAGAGCUCAGUCCUUAUUCUGCAUCAGAGAAUUCACACUGGAGAGAAACCCUAUCCAUGUAAUCAGUGUAGCAAAACCUUCAGUAGACUUUCAGAUCUUGUUAAUCAUCAACGAAUUCACACUGGAGAGAAGCCUUACCCAUGUAACCAGUGCAAUAAAAUGUUUAGUCGAAGGUCAGACCUUAUUAAACAUCAUAGAAUUCAUACAGGUGAGAAACCCUAUGAAUGUGAUGAGUGUGGGAAAACCUUUAGUCAAAGCUCAAACCUUAUUCUGCAUCAGAGAAUCCACACUGGAGAGAAACCCUAUCCAUGUAGCGAUUGUACUAAAAGUUUUAGUCGUCGUUCAGACCUUGUGAAACAUCAGAGAAUACACACUGGAGAGAAACCGUAUGCAUGUAAUCAGUGCAAUAAAAGUUUUAGUCAAAGCUCAGACCUCACUAAACAUCAGAGAGUACACUCUGGGGAAAAACCCUAUCAUUGUGAUUGUUGUGAGAAAGCCUUCAGUCAGAGUUCUGACCUUAUUCUUCAUCAGAGAAUUCACACUGGAGAAAAACCAUAUCCAUGCACACAGUGCAGCAAAAGUUUCAGUCAGAACUCCGACCUUAUCAAGCACCAGAGGAUCCACACUGGGGAAAAACCAUAUAAAUGUAAUGAAUGUGGGAAGGCUUUCAGUCAGUGCUCAGCUCUUGUCCUACAUAAGAGGAUCCACACUGGGGAGAAACCAUAUCCAUGUGAUCAAUGUGGCAAAAGCUUUAGUCGACGCUCUGAUCUUAUUAACCAUCAAAGAAUCCACACUAAUGAAAAUCCAUAUAAAUGUGAUGUGUCUGGGAAAGCCUUUAGCGCAUGCACUGAUCUUACUGAACACCAGGGAAUCCACAUUGGAGAGAAACCCCACAGGUGUGUUCAGUGCAGCAGAAAUUUUAGCCAACUCUCUGAUCUUAUUAAUCAUGAGAAAGUCCAUUCUGGGGAAGACACUCUAAAUGUGAUGAAUAUGGGAAAACCUUUAGUGUAUACACCAACUUUAUUCAGUACCAGAGACACUCUGCCAGAAAAAAAUCUUAUGAACGCUAUGGAUGAUUAUGAAAAAGGUUUUAAUCAAUGCUCAACUCUUGUGCUACAUUAAAAAAGACCACACACACUAGGGAGAAAACAUAUUAAUUCAAUUUUUAUAAUGAAAGUUUAACUCAGAGCUCAGACAUUACUAAAGAAAAAUUCUGAGGAGGAAUCCUGUGAGUUGUUGGAAAAACUCUCAAUGUGAAAAAAUUUUUACUGAAUGUCAGAAACAAUGGAAAAAAAUUCUAUCUGCUGUAAUGUAAGAAAAGCUCUAGUCUUUUAUUCAAACACUGCACAAGAGGAAAGUUUUAUCAUUAUAAGAAAUGUCUAACCAAAUUAAUGCAGAACCUUAUCAGAUAUUGUAAAAACCAGUGUGGUGUUGUGUGCAAUCAGAAGGAAAUAUAUUAGUGUUAUAAUCUCAAACCUUUUGUGAGCCCAGAUCACCUAUUGCAUAUCACAGAAGUUAUUUUAGCGAAUGUAGGGAAAAUUUAAACCCUUCCCAUAUCUUAAUUGGCAUUCACUCUGAUAAUUUGCAUACCACUUAUCUCCUGAAAGCUGGAGAAUCCUACCUUAUGCAAACAUUAGUUAUUAAAUUCCCUCUGUGUGAACAUGCUAUGCUAUUCUGGAAUUAAACUUAUUAACUGCAUAACUCUAGUGCCCCAUUUUCUGAAAUAUCCUUUUUUUUGUGGGGGUGGCCAAGUUUUGGUCUUCCUAGUGAGCAUGAGUUUUCAAGUUCCUGUGGUGUUCACAGCAAACAUGAAUUUAUUUUGCUCUUAAUAAUGUAGCCCAUCCAUAAACUUUAGUGGUUUGGAAUUACUUCUUCAACACUACCAUUUAAUUACAGUUUCUAAAUAUGUGAAACAAUUU